Messenger RNA from Colletotrichum truncatum, 1815 nucleotides. The record is from RefSeq and is a predicted model, not a curated record. Lineage: Eukaryota; Fungi; Ascomycota; Sordariomycetes; Glomerellales; Glomerellaceae.
AUGCCUGAUUCUCGCUCUAUCCGGGUAUUCACCUUGUAUCCGGGAGUCCCCAGCGAUCCGCUCCGUGGCGGGCUAGAGUUUGUGAACAUCGACAGCGGUGCUGGCGCUUAUGAAACCAUAUCUUAUGUAUGGGGAGAUCCGUCAAAAACGCAUGGAAUGGUCUGCGAUGGGGUCGAAGUGUUGAUCACCAAGAGUCUUCAUGGAGCGCUUACGUGCCUCCGCCUUCCUCAUGCAUCGAGGCGGCUUUGGGCUGAUCAGAUUUGUAUUGAUCAGGAAAAUACUGAAGAGAAGAGCAGCCAGAUCCCCCUGAUGAACGUCAUUUAUCGAAAUGCAAAACACGUGCUGGUGUGGCUGGGUCACGAUGAGCAAAAGGUUGCGAGAGCGGCGUUCGACUUGGUUUCUGACCUGGCUGCAACGUUCGCUGAUAGAGAAAGACGAGCAGCAUUUGAUCGCCGUCAAGCGGAGAAUUCAGCCUCUUGUAAUGAUUCCCAUGAUAUGUGGUCUCCACUAAGGGCACUAACAAGUCUUUCAUGGUUUACCCGAGCUUGGAUAGUCCAAGAAAUAGGCACUCGAGCACCCGCGACACUUUUUUGGGGCGACGUAUAUAUCGAGUGGGAAGUUUUGCACUCGGUCUGCAAAGAUUUAACUGACUACCAUCAUCUCCGAAAAGAAGUCGACAUCCAGACACCUAAGGUCAAAUAUAUGUAUCGCCGCUUCAUAGAACCAGACCGUUCUUCACGGCAUGCCAACCGCUUCAGCUUUCUAUACGAGCUACAUAGAGCCCGGCACCUGAUGGCUUCCGACCCCAGAGACAGAGUGUAUGCUAUGCUGGGUCAUUACUCAAUCCGAAAUACCCCAAACCAGGAGAUAAGAGCUCUGAAGCCAGAUUACUCCAAAACCUUGGAAGAGGUUUACAAUGAUGUGGCAACCAGAGGCCUGAUCGGAGAUGACAAAUCCCUCCUGACACUGGCUUCCGUCCAGCAUAAGACGGUACCCUCCAAGCAGCAUGCUUUAGAGCUGUCCAGCCUGGACUAUUCUUCCGUGUCGCCCAAUAAAUUGCCGUCAUGGGUCCCUGACUGGCGAACGUAUCAGUCACACAUUCUCUCAGAACCGACUAGCCCGCACCGUGCCAGUGGAGCACUUAGAUCAAGCCUUCAAGUGGACGGGUCAAGCAAGACUAUUUAUAUCAAAGGGGUAAUAGUUGACACCAUAGCCGCGCAUUCUAAAUCCUUCCAACCCCGCGAGUUUCAUGUCAACGGUUCCGAAUAUUCGAAUGUCAUCGAGAAAAUUUGGCGUGAGGUAUGUGAAGAGUCCGACUUUGACCUAGCAAGUCGAUAUCUUCCUACAGCACGCAGUGCAGUCUUCGCAUAUCUUCAGACACUAAGUAACGCUUGCGUCGCGGUUGCGUGGCAAGACAAUCAACCCUACGAGUCUGCCUCAAAGGACAUGUGGUUAGCUCACGGCGCAGCGUAUCUAGUUCGUGCAGCUGGGAAGUCUUGCGCCAUUUCAGAAUCUCUCCGAGAUUUGGCGAAAGCUGGGGAUGCGGCAAAGUGGGCGCGUGCUGCAAACGGGGCGUCAAGAAACCGGGUAUUUGCUAAAACGAAAGACGGCUAUUAUGUCCUUGGCCCAAAGACGAUGGAGCCAGGAGAUAUUGUGUGUGUUUUGUUGGGGGGCAAAAUGCCAUUUUGUUUACGACCUUGGGGAAACAAAUACUUGCUCCUUGGAGAGUGCUACGUACACGGGAUUAUGAAUGGGCAGGCGGUGGAUGGAUCUCGUGGAGAAGAGAUGACAAGGACAGUGUUUGAGAUAGUUUAG